This is a messenger RNA of Silurus meridionalis, 4963 nucleotides long. It is a transcript of the gene c2cd5, whose product is annotated as C2 calcium dependent domain containing 5. Gene Ontology annotation, molecular function: calcium ion binding; calcium-dependent phospholipid binding. The record is from RefSeq and is a predicted model, not a curated record. Gene Ontology annotation, biological process: positive regulation of protein targeting to membrane; protein localization to plasma membrane; positive regulation of D-glucose transmembrane transport. Lineage: Eukaryota; Metazoa; Chordata; Actinopteri; Siluriformes; Siluridae. Gene Ontology annotation, cellular component: plasma membrane.
UCAUAUGCACCUGGCAACCCUCCUGCCUGUGGGUGAUGAAUAGGAAGUCCUGUGCAGUGUGUUUAUCUUCACCACGCGUGAUUAAUAUACUAAUAACUCCCUCACAGCAGCAACAUAACUCAAGACAUGAUAUUAAAUCGGAUCAGAUCGGAUCGGGUCUGAUCUGAUCUACCAAUUAGACAUCAUUUCUUGAUGAGUAGUUUUUGACAGGAAUAAUCCGGGGUAUGGGAGCUGUGUGGAGCCCAGGGCGAUGGACCAUCGGAUUAAAACAUUUUAUUAUUUUUACAUCUUUAAUUAAACCCUGAAAUCAGGUUCGGUCUGAAUCUGCACCAUGCCGGGGAAGCUGAAGGCGAAGAUCAUGGCGGGGCGACAUCUGCCCGUCAUGGACCGCGCCAGUGAUCUUACCGACGCGUUCGUGGAGGUAAAAUUCGGAAACACGACUUUUAAAACCGACGUGUUUCCGAAGUCCCUCAACCCUCAGUGGAAUUCCGAGUGGUUCAAAUUUGAGGUGGACGAUGAGGAUUUGCAGGACGAGCCGUUGCAGAUCACGGUUCUAGAUCACGACACGUACAGUGCGAACGAUGCCAUAGGGAAAGUGUACAUCGACAUCGACCCGCUGCUCUGCAAUGAAGCCGCCACUGUCAUCUCCGGCUGGUUUCCAAUCUACGACACCAUUCACGGUAUACGGGGAGAGAUCAACGUUAAAGUUAAAGUGGAUCUCUUUAACGAUCUGAACCGUUUCAGACAGUCCUCCUGCGGAGUGAAGUUUUUCUGCACCAUGUCCAUUCCGCGAUGCUACCGUUCCUCGAUGGUCCACGGCUUCGUGGAGGAGCUGGUGGUCAACGAGGAUCCCGAGUACCAGUGGAUCGACCGCAUACGAACCCCGCGAGCAUCUAACGAGGCUCGGCAGAGACUCAUUUCUCUCAUGUCAGGUGAGCUCCAGAGGAAGAUCGGGCUGAAGGUGUUGGAGAUGGGUGGGAACGCAGUGGUUGGUUACCUGCAGUGUUUCGACCUGGAAGGAGAAUCCGGCCUGGUUGUGCGCGCCAUCGGUACCGCCUGCACGCUCGAGAAAAUCAGCAACACACAUGCACCCGCAGGGGCCACACACCCCUCCAACUCAUCUCCAUCUAAAGAUAUGAAAGACUCUCCGCAGGCUGCUCCUUCUGCUCUUGGAUGUCGCUCUACUCACAGCAGUCCGGUUCACAGUGCGAGCAGCCGCCUCUCUCAGGGCUUCUCCGUUUCCGUGCCGACUCUGCUCUUCGCUGGUAUGAAACACAGACACAGGAGCUCAGAGGGUCCCAGAGCCAGGCAGUGUAGGGCGGUUUUCGGGGAGGAGGCCCCUGGCAUCCCGUUGUGCUCAGGACCCCCCACCCCACUGAGAGCCCAAACCUUCUCUUCCUUCUCCCCCUCCAAGUCCUACAGCCGCCAGUCCUCCUCCUCCGACACUGAGCUGAGCCUCACCCCCAAAACCGGUAUGGGCAGCGGGGGCAGUGCCGGGAAGGAGGCGGGGCCUCUGAAAGCACUUCUGAGACAACAGACACAAUCAGCUUUGGAGCAGAGGGAAUUCCCCUUCUUUACACUGACCAGUUUUCCUCCUGGAUUUCUGCUGCAUGUGGGGGGAGUGGUCAGCGCACGGUCAGUCAAGCUUCUGGACCGAAUCCACAACCCUGAUGAGCCGGAGACGCGAGACGCCUGGUGGGAGGAGAUCCGACAGGAGAUCAAGUCUCACGCUAAAGCUCUCGGCUGUCAUGCAGUGGUGGGAUACAGCGAGUCCACCAGCAUCUGUGAGGAGGUGUGUAUCCUGUCGGCGUCGGGCACAGCAGCGAUCCUCAGCUCCCGCUUCAUGCAGGAUGGCGUGCUGGACACAGAGAACAGGUUAGAUGAUGUCGUCCCCCCUGCUUGUGGGUUUUGUCACAUCCCAUAUGAUGAGUUAAACAUGCCGUUUCCGGCUCAGCUCACCUACUGCCACUGCUGCCGCCGCCAUAAAGUCCCUGAUGUUCUCUUCACUACAAUAGACGUUCCAUCUGAAGCCCACGUCACCGGCAAAGGCUGUCUUAUACAGGCCAGGUUGUGUCGUACUAAGAAGAAGGCUCAGGGUGAGGGAAACGCUACAGCCAUCAGCAACCUGCUGCCAUUCCUAGAGUACGAGCUGCACACACAGCUGAUGAACAAGCUGAAGCUGCGUAGCAUGAACGCUCUGUUCGGCCUGCAUAUCCAAAUCAGCGUGGGAGAGAACAUGCUGCUCGGCCUGGCUUCAGCCACAGGUGUGUUUCUGACAGCACUCCCGAGUCCAGGAGGAAUCCAGAUUGCAGGAAAAACCUCCAGUGACAUCACAUAUGAACAGCAUCUCUCAAACAUGCAAAGGAAAAUUAACGACGCUAUCAUCAAGAACAAAGAUCUGUACGAGAUUAACCCCCCAGAGUUUGUCGAGGAGCUGAUUGGCUCGCCCAUCCCUGAGCCCCGGCAGAGGUCCCGCCUCUUUCGCUCGCACUCUGAGAGCUCAGACGAAGUGUCAGAGUUAGACCUGUCUCACGGGAAGAAGGACGCUUUUGUUUUAGAGAUCGACGAUACAGAUGCUUUUGAAGACAUUCAUUCCCUCCUCACCGAUGCCCCGACACCUGCAGGGUUCUACAGUUGCAACACUGAAAUCAUGCCUGGGAUUUAUAACUGGACUUCAGCAUUACAGAUGUUCACGUCUGUGAGAGUGUUCCGACUUAGCAACGCAAAUCUGACCAAUCAAGGCCUAAAUAAGAUCUUCAAUGAUCUGUGUGAGAACCUGCUCAAGAGUCUGUACUUCAAGUUGCGCUCCAUGGUGCCCUGCUGUCUGUGCCACGUGAACUUCGCUGUCGCUGUACCUGAGGAUGAGCUCAUACAGGUGGCGGUGACGGCGGUGGCCAUGAGCUUCGAUAAAGAACAGACGCAGGAGAACGGCCGGCAUAGCGGAGAGAAAACACUUAUUAAAGUUCCAGAAAACGAAGAGCAGCUUCAGUUCUCUUUAGAGCUCCCUGCUGAAUCCUCCUCCUCCUCCUCCUCCUCCAACCCUCUGAGCUCCUCCAAAGGUUUGUCCGAAGUUUCAGGAAGUCUCCCGAGUGCUCGAGCCCCCUCAGUUGAUUACAGUUCCUUUACAGACAGAUGCAGUUCCUGGAUAGAGCAGCUUAGACUGAAAGCUCACACCAUAAGACGAGGAUCAAUUAAAACAAUGUCCUCUUUAGAGAAGUCCAGUCCGUUGCCUGAAGGGCGUUCUCGUUCUCUGAUCAGUCGUUCGUUCCCUGGAGGUUCUGUCACUGUGGUUAAAAUGACGCCGCUGUCUUUCAUUCCUCGAACCAAGAUAAUAAAAUACCUCGGCAUCAUCAACAUGUUCUUCAUCAGAGAGACCACCUCACUGCGUGAGGAGGGUGGUGUGAGCGGGUUCCUGCACUCGUUUAUAGCGGAAGUGUUUGCUAUGGUACGCGCCCACGUUGCUGCUCUGGGGGGGAAUGCAGUCGUCUCCUACAGCAUGAAGGAGUGUGUGUUCAUGGAGAACCCUAACAAAAACCAGGCCCAAUGCCUUAUCAACGUGAGUGGAGAUGCUGUGAUUUUUGUCCGAGAGUCUGAACUGGAGGCCACGCCCCCUCAACCACAAAUGUCCUGCAGUGGAGAGGGAACUUGAACUCUUCUUACACACACACACAAAUACACACACAUAAACACAUGCAUAUUAUUUAUUGUAACAAGCCAAGAAGCAAGUUCCAAAGAAAAAACAGAGCCAAACACAAGUGUAGAUUUCCAGCCAAUCAGCAGCGAGAACACGGACGAGUCGUUAAUCAAUUAAAGUUCAUAUUUGUGAUGAAACGAGGGAAAAUCUUCGUCUGUCGACCAUUUUGAAGACAUUCCAGUGGUCCUGAGGAAGCCGAGGCAGCUAAGAGCUUUAAGCUAAACUCAUGCAAUGGGUUGUGUAGCGUGUGUGUAUGAGUGUGUAUAAAUGAGAGAGAGAGAGAGAGAGAGAGAGAAUGACGAACCGAGUCGGCACUGACGCCAUGAUUUAUUCUCCUCCUUCCUGUUUGAUAUGUCAUUAUUAAAGGGGCAGUUUGUAAGGUUAGCGCCCUCUGCUGCCUGCAAGGUUAAGUUAGUUUUACCUGACACACACACACACACACACACACACUGAUUUUACAGCACAUGCUUUAUCGGCUUCUUAUUACAAAUUUUACGCUGUGUUUUUAUUUAGGGGUGGAGCUUAUUUCAGGGCCAGAAAUAUGUAUUUGAGGUAAACAGGAAGCAGAAUUGCAUUGCAACUAAUAUUUUGACGUGGCAAUAUUCCAAAUCUAUUAUUGUUCAUCUUUAAAAAAUGCUUAUUAUUGCACAUGAACAUUUUAUGAAAUAUAAGAAAAACUGCAGUGGGGGGUGGAGCUUAUAUAUAUAUAUAGAGAGAGAGAGAGAGAGAGAAUAUCUGGGGGCGGAGCUUAUUUCAGGGCCAGAAACCCAUAUACAAUAACCAUUAAAAACCCCUCACAUAGAUCACAACUCCUCUAACUUUAGAUCAAAAAAGUUGAAAGUGGGAAAACUUAAAAAUGUACAAAAAAUAAAGUGUGUAACGAAACAAAGGAAUGAAGACGAAUCACGCUGAUGACCUUAUAAACCUUACAGACUGCACCUUUAACGUCUUCUGUACAAAUCACGUGCUACUGAUCAGAUCACUUUUCUCUUUCUUGUUCUAAAAAUGCUGGAAUUUUUCGUUUUUCUUUUGUGUGUUUAAUUGUUGCUGCAUGUGCAAUGCCAGCUCCUCCUUUCAGCAGCGUGAUGUUCAGGUGACAGGAAGCCAAAAGCAGAUGCCCAGAGGAGACUUGAAUGUACAGGGUGAUGAAGCGCUGAUUUGAUGUGAUGGGCAGCGAGAUGAUCCUGUGCUGCUGUUUUCUAGAUGUUGCAUGUGUGUAUGAGGACAAACCGAAUGCUGCACAGUAAUUAAAUGAUCCCUGUGUAAUCA